Molecule: messenger RNA, 405 nt
Organism: Dentiscutata erythropus
Lineage: Eukaryota; Fungi; Glomeromycota; Glomeromycetes; Diversisporales; Gigasporaceae
Source: the annotation of a GenBank genome assembly
AUGCCAAAGCUUCAAAAUGAAUUAACUAUUUUGCAGCAGGGUAAUUUUGAAAUGAUUAUUGUUGACAAUGCUGCAAAUUAUAAAGAAAUUAAGAUUCCAAAUAUCAAGCGUAAGCAUGGUCAUCCUUCUAAUAGCAAGCAUAUUUGCAGUACUUUUAAAAAUAUUGUUAAAAAACCUAAAGUUAAGAAAUUGAAUAAUAAUGAUGCUACAAUGCCUAUAAAGCUUGACUCAUGUAUUCAUCAAAGUAUAGUAUCAGAGAUAUACAAUCCACUUGGAGAUAGUUAUUGCAGUUUUCGAUUGUUAGCUGUAGCUAUAUUUCAAGAAGAGAAAAAAUGGCAAAAUAUUAAAAACACUAUGAUAUCUCAACUAACUAAAAAUCAAUCUUUAUACAGCAACACACUUUGA